GAACUUGACCUUUCUCGUCACGCGGCAAAAGGAGGUGACCAGAGGCAACAGAAUGUGGGGCUCCUGUACUUUUAAGAGGUGCGCAGGAGGAGGAAUGUCGGCAGGUGCCACUUCUCACUCCCGAGUCCUGUGACAGGAUAAGCGGCACCUGCCCAAGUUCCUUUCCUUUCCCACACAGCUUCCCGGGCUGCGGGCGACCCCGACUCAGGCCAAGCCACAGGCGCCUCAGUCAAGGGUCACCCAAUGCCGCCGAAAAGGCUCCCAGGUAUAUCGGCGGGGAAUGGCGGUUGACAAGUAGCGACGCCUCUUCCCUCAGCCCGGACACCUUCGGCCCUGGAAGGUGAAAAAACGCAGGUGGCUCGCUCGUCCGCCUCGCGUUACGAGACCGUGAAUGGGUGUCGGCCGCAGAAAGCAAGGCCAGCCCAGCGCCCCCGGUCUCCAGCUGCUUCUCUCGGUACUCACAGCCUGUCUCCUUCUUGAUCUCCUCAAUCUCCUCGUCCCGAAGCAGCGUGGAAGCCCGGGAGCCCAUCGCGGCUGCUGCCUCACGGCCGGACAACCGCCUGGACGAAGCACCAGAGGGACUGCUCUUGGCCUAAGGCCGGCGGUCCUCCGUGCGGCGAGUCGGCCAGCCAAUCAGCCGCGCAGACGCUGCGCCAGCGACCGAGAUUGCGAGGGACACAGAGGGCCAGAGCGCCGCCCCUCCUCUUAUCGCCGCCGCGAGCUCCGCCCCCGUCCCGCCCCCGGCAGUUCGAGGGAGACCACGGUAGCCCCGCCUACCGCGCGUUACGCCUGCGCAGAACGACCCUCCUGCCUUCUCGGUUGCCCUGAUCGGUCUGAUUCUGACGUCACCGUGGGCGGUUUUUAAUCGUUCUCUGGGAAAAAAAAUACCAGCUCCAGUCCACAACGGCGGUUAUAUCUACCUUGUAUUUGAUGAACUUGGCAUAGGCAUUUAAAAAAUAUUACACCAUUCUAUGCUGGUUAGCCUCGAAAGUGUUGAAAGGUAGCGGGUUUACCCCCCCUCCCCAAUUAUUGUUUACUUUCCAGUCUGGCGAGGCGCAAAGGACUGUGGGAAUUGUAGUCUGGCGCUUACGCCCUCCUAGUGGUUGCGCCGGCUUCGCGGUCUUUAAGCUAGUCAUGCAUUCAUUUCUAUGUGAAGUCCAGGAAGUCCUCGUGAGUGGAGGAGCUGUGAAAUAAUUUUACGUUGCAGGUUUUCAAAAUGGCCUCAGCUUUCCUAGGCGAGAAGAAGCUGCCCCUUAGCUGUAGUGUAUAUUUUUAUUUUUAUUUUAUUUUAUUAUUCAUUACAUUUGUAUACCGCCCUAUACCCAAUAGAUCUCAGGGCGGUUCCCAACAAUAUGUAACUUAAGCUCUUUUUCCUCUGCUGACAGUGUUUUAUUUCAGGGAAAUGCACAAGAGUUUUCAGACAAAACGUAAUAAAUAGUGGCUAUUCUAAUCUUGGUGUUGAUAGUCAACAAUGCCCAUUGUCAAAAUUGUUAAUCUCCUGACUGAAGGGGCAAUCCUUUCACAUCAGUUUCUUUAUCAGGUGCAGCUACUUUUAAUAAGAUCAAAGGCAGAGGAAGCAACCUGUUACACCAUCAUGGCUCACUUCUAAGGCACCUUUUUGUAAAUAAGACUACAAAAAGCUCCUCGGCUUCAAGAGUACGGUAUUUAAAAGCUUGCUGGAAGCCUGCAGAGGGGAAAAGGGAGAAUUCUGGUUAUCUUGCAAAAAGUCUGCUAUAUUUGUGUGGUGAAUGCGGAGCAGCAGGUUCCUAUAAUCUCACAGUUUUCUUGGUUUCUAUGUUGGGUGUGGUUUCAUGGUUUGUCUGCCGGCCUGAUCACUUGCAUUUGGCUACCAAGGCUGUGGUCCUAUCCCCACUUGUUUGGGAGUAAGUUCCUAUUUAACUCUAUAUGGUUUACUUUUGAAUAGACGUAUAAGAUUGCAAUCUUAUCAAUAUGUAGAAAGCAAUUCUUACUGAAUUUAAUAGGCCUCAUUUUUGAGUAAAUCUGUUUGGGAUUGUUCUGAAGUUGUGCUGAAUACGGCCAAGAAUCUCACAUACAUCUUAAUGCCUUGGUAUUUAUUAUUGGAUUAUUUUAUCUUUCAUGCUGUUUUAUUGUAGCUUGCCCUGGAAGAGUGGGCUAAAAGCACAUUUUAGUAAAAAAAAAUAUAGACUUGAAUUUGUCAGAAAAACCUAGAUCGGUAUGGCACACACUUCCACCUUAAUUUCUUUAAACCUGCAGUUUUCUAGAUUUUGGACAAGAUAAAGUGUCUUCCUCCCACUUCCUUUUCAUACCUUAUUGUGAUAAAGUUUCAAAAACUGUGACACUCAAGAGCUGGUUUAUAAUCCUUGUGGCACUAGUUUGUCUUAAAUUUAUUUUUAGAAUUAAAAUCUAAUAUGGAUGUCAUUUUAUCCCUUGGUGCUAUGUGUAUUGAUAAAAUGAGAUGAAAUGAGUGCCUAAAGCAUAUUUCAAGUUCAGCAAAAUGUAAGUUUAAGGAGUUGUAAAAACUAUGUAUGUAUGCAUUUUAUAUGUAAGCAGCGUGUCAGUAAUUUCCUCAGUUUGCUUUUAUCUUCCUGCCUUUGAAUUCUUCCUUCAAAUUCUAUACGUAAUAGACCAAUUGUUGGUAUCAAAGUGGCAAUCUUAUAAGAUUAUUCUUCCUCAGAGAUUUGCCAGACCCCAAAAUAGAAAACAGUGUCUCUGUAUUCUGAAAUAGGGUGUGUCAUUACUUACAAAACAGGUUUUAAUGGAAUAACAAACUUUUCAAAUACAUUCUUCAAAGUCACAAAUUCCUUGCAGGCCUACCUGGGGGCUCGAGUGACUGAUAAUGCUGCUCUUUGUUUUUGCCUUAAACUGCAAAAAGUAAGCAAAACUUUAAUUACAUAUGCACAAAACUUCAGUGAUAGUGGUGGGAACUGAUCUCUGGAUAAUGAAAAGUGAUGUGAUAAGCAUUUGAUUCUUUUAAAUGGGCAGACUUGCUAGUUCCCACACAUUAAAACGCUGCAGCUGUGCAUAAAUACCUCUUUCCAUUUUAAAAAAUAUGCUGUAGUUUUGUUUGGCUGACCCCUGGGCAAAAGGUUUCAAAUAGUUUCUCUCUUUAAAAUUAUAUUUAGUGGUGGCUUCAAGCUGUAUGGAGGAUAAAGCUUAUCAUAUUUUACUCUCCAAUAUCAAGGGAUAACACAUAGAGUUGGCUAGUGCCAAGAUGAAGUGUAUUAAAUAACAGCAUUUACAUGAAAUCACCUUAAUCCACCUUUAGAGCAGGUGUAUUAAAGAUACAAAUUUGCUCAAUUUUAGUUUGCUCAAAUUGUUUCCAUAGCCCACUAAAGGUGCUAGCUGAUUGCAGUUUCCAGUAUGUAGAAUUGCAUGCUGAACUGUUAUUACUACAAAUUGCAAAUAUCCAAAACAGCUGGAUUUUAUGACUAACAGAACUAACUAUGUCUACUUUUAAGUAGGUCCUAUUAACAUCAGUGGGGUUUACUUCCAGGUAAGUGGGAUUAGGAUUGCAGCCUUAAUGUUUUCUUUCUGAUCACACUGGAGUAGUUUUGAAUUGUUUGACUUUUUCUGCAACAUUAGCCACUUGUUUGACAAGCCUUUUUACAUUUAAUUUUUUACUGUGCAAUCUGUGCUCUGCAAUGUCACUUUAUAGGAAAUUUCUUGGCCUGGAUUUUUAUGAUACCCUAUUCCAUGGGAAGCCUAUUACCAUAUUUUUCUGUGUAUAACACGCCCCCAUGUAUAAGACGCCCCCUGUUUUUGGGGACUCAAAAUUAAGAAAAUGGGGGGAGAUUGCCUCCAUGUAUAAGACUACUCCCCAUUUUUAACAUUAUUUUUUAGUAAAAAAAAACCUAGUUUUAUACACAGAAAAGUACAGUAAUUGAAAUAUUUUUCUUGCUGCAGUUCUUGUUUACCUUACGUAGUUUAUCUUUAGUGUCCCUGUUAACUGUAGAAUAAUUUUUAUAAUAGUACUAAUGAUAACUUAACAGAAAGCUUUUCUGUUUAGUUUCUUAUUUAGGCUGAGCACCAGAUUCCUUGAAGGAUAAAAAACAUAAUGGAUCCUAGCAGCAAUUACCACUUCCUUCAUGACAUCCUGAGGAAAACUGUGAAAAUCACACUGAAAUGUGGCACAUUCCAAGGGGUGCUGCAACAUGUGGAUUCCAGCCGAAGCAUCUUUCUGAACAGAGGUUCUACAUUUGUUUUGAACUAAAUAAUUUCUAUUGGAAACUGUUUUUUCAACUAUUAUUAGGGGAGAUCCUUGAAUUUUCUAGAAGCAAUGGUCUAUGGAUUAGAAGUGUAUGUUGGUCUCUCUAAUGGUUAUCAAAUGAUAAAGCCUUAUAUUAUAAAGCCUCUAAAUAUCUGUCACACAAUGAGUUAUUAUACUCAAAAUUUACAAAAAUCUUUAGCAUCGCUAUAUCCCUGUCUCUCAGAACUUUUGAAAACUGAUCAUUUUCCUUACGUCAGUCUAUGGGCAUCUCUCCACUCUUCACCCCGACGUUUCCAAAUUUUAGAUCUGGCUCGCAGGCCACCAGUUGGUCAUCCCUUUUCAAUACAGCCAUCUGUCAAUGUUAGUAUUUGGGUGUAAUAGUCAAAAUAAAUUUCUGUAUUGAAUAUCCUUGGAAUGCUUACCUACACAAUUUGAAAUGUUAAAAGCAAAAGGGUUACAAGGGGUGCUAAAUAUAAUUGCUCCUGUGUUCCAGGACUGCAUGAAAUACUAGCCCAUACAGCUCUUGCUGUUCUUCUUCCUUAGGUUAUCUAGGUGAUGGUUAUUUAAGGUAUGUGGAUGUUUGAUGUUACAUGCACAUGGAAAAAUCCAAAUAAAAGAACAAGUAUAUUGGUAGUAUUUCACUGAUAGUAGUUCCCUAUAAAAAGGUAAAGGACCCUGGACGGUUAAGUCCAGUCAAAGGUGACUAUGGGAUUGCGGUGCUCAUCUCGCUUCAUGCUGGGGGAGCCAGCGUUUGUCCACAGUCAGCUUUCCAGGUCAUGUGGCUAGCACGACUAAAUCGCUUCUGGCACAAUGGAACACUGAUGAGUGCCAGAGUGCACAUAAAUGCCAUUUACCUUCCCGUCGCAGAAGUACCUAUUUAUUUACUUGCACUAGUGUGCUUUCAAACUGCUAGGUUGGCAGAAGCUGGGACAUGAGCAGAUUCAAACCUCCAACCUUCCAAUCGGCAAGCCCAAGAUGCUCAGUGGUUUAGAUCACAGUGCCACCCACGUCCCACAGUUACGCUAUAUGAGCAUGUAAAAUGCAGCAUAAUCCUUUUUAAAUUUACUCAAAGGUAAGCCCCAUUGAGGUAAUUUGAUGUAUGACCAAAUAAGGGUGCAGCCUAAUUUCAUAAAUAGCCCAAAUUCCAAGAAUCUCUAGAAUCAGGGAAUGUACUGGAUUACUCAGUGCUUGAGGUGUAUUCCUGGCAGACAGUAGCAGAACAGCAUUCCUCUCUUCUGCCUUCAGUGGUAUUUGCUGUCAUUUCCUAUUACUGCAAAUAUUUGAUCCUGGAUGAGCAGGAGGUAGGUUGGAUUCUUAGUUGCUGGUAUCCAAGCACCAUGGUUUAGGGGAUUUAGCUUCCUAAAUCAACACCCAUCUGGAAAUGAUAGAAAGCUGUGUUUUUUUUCUGCAACAGGCUAACACAGAGAUCAGUUAUACGAGACAUUGGAAACUUCUCAGUGAAAAGCAUUCCUGAUUUUACAGCCUGAGUAUAAUAAUGGUGCCUUUCUAGUACUCUAACUGCACCAAUCAGCAAAUAAUGUUUUUAGCAAGAGAUUAAUAAUAAUAAUAAUAAUUUUAUUUAUACCCGGGCCAGAGCCGGGCUCAGGGCUGCAAUCCCCAAUAAAAUUACAAUAAAACAUAAUGGGGGGGGGGACAAACAAACAAACCAACCAGUUUAUUAAAAUACAGGUUAAAAUACAAUUUAAAAUAGCCUCAUUUUAAUAGUAGCCCAUAAAUCAAAACCAUAAGAGGAGGGAAACAUAAGGGUCAGACUGAGUUCAAACCAAAGGCCAGGCAGAACAGCUCUGUCUUGCAGGCCCUGCAGAAAGAUGUCAAAUCUCGCAGGGCCCUAGUCUCUUGUGACAGAACGUUCCACCAAGUUGGGGCCAGUACUAACUACCUUGUAGCUUGGGACUUCCAAAGUGUUGUUAUUUGUGGACCUUAGGGUCCUCCGCAGGGCAUACCAGAAGAGGCAGUCCCGUAGGUAUGAGGGUCCUAGGCCGCAUAGGGCUUUAAAGGUCAAAACCAGCACCUUAAACCUGACCCAGUACUCCACCGGGAGCCAGUGCAGCUGGUAAAGCACUGGAUGAAUGUGAUCCCAUGGCAAGGACCCCCUAAGGAGCCUCGCCGUGGCAUUCUGCACCCGCUGAAGUUUCUGGGUCAGCUUCAAGGGCAUCCCCACGUAGAGCGAGUUACAAUAAUCAAGCCUGGAGGUGACCGUCGCAUGGAUCACAGUGGCCAGAUCAGGGCGAGAAAGGUAAGGGACCAACAGCUUGAUACGGCGGAACUGGAAAAAUGCCACCUUUGCUGUGGCUGCAACCUGUGCCUCCAUGGAAAGGGAGGCAUCGAAGGUUACACCCAAGUUCUUGACAGAAGGAGCUGGCACUAAUUGAGCCCCCGCAAGAGGUGGGAGUUGACCCCCCAACCCCAUGUCGUCCCAACCCAGCCAGAGGACCUCUGUCUUUGAAGGAUUUAACUUCAACCGGCUCCCACGCAGCCAUCCAGCCACAUCUUCCAAGCGUCUGGUUAGUGUGUCUGGGGCCGAGUCAGGGCGGCCGUCCAUCAACAGAUAAAGCUGGGUGUCAUCAGCAUAUUGAUGACAACCCAGCCCAAAACUCCAGACAGUCUGGGCAAGGGGGCGCAUAAAGAUAUUAGCAACAUUCCAUAACCGCAAAUAAUUUCGUUGUGUUCGCUGGAUGCGGGUGGUGCUGUGGUCUAAACCACUGAGCGUCUUGGGCUUGCCAAUCAGAAGGUUGGUGGUUCGAAUCCCCGAGACAGAGUGAGUUCCUGUUGCUCUGUCCCAGCUCCUGCCAACCUAGCAGUUUGAAAGCACACCAGUGCAAAUAGAUAAAUAGAUACCGCUGCGGUGGGAAGGUAAACGGUGUUUCCAUGUGCUCUAGUUUCCAUCACGGUGUUUCAUUGCACCAGAAGCGGUUUAGUCAUGCUGGCCACAUGACCUGGAAAGCUGUCUGUGUACAAAGGCCGGUUCCCUCGGCCUGAAAGUGAGAUAAGCGCUGCACCCCAUAGUCGCCUUUGACUGGACUUAACCGUCCAGGGGUCCUUUAUCACUGAAAUGAUAGGGGCCCUAUCGUUUUAUCACUGAAAUGCUUUUGGCAGUAGCUAUCCACUUUCCUCAAAAUCUGCUGCUAGCACGGCACAUGGAUCUAUUAUGUGGCAUCUCAAGGAGAUUGACUAGAUUUCCAGAGUUGUUUACUUAAUGCUAAAUAUACAAUAUAAUAACAAGAUUUCAUUUACUGUACUGAAAAUUCCUUAGCAGCUGUCUGCAAGUUAAGCUUUUUAAAUUUGUCCUACUAAAUUCAUUGGAAGAACACUGGAAUGCAAAUUCUUUUAAGAUUUAUUUACUUGGAUGAAAUGCAGGUGUUUGUUCAACUUUUAUCACAUGCAAGAGAAUUUCAACAGUGUUGGCAUAUAAGGCAUUAAAUAUAUCCAUAUUUUAUAUAGUCAAAAAAGGCUAAUCUCAGCUGUGCUGUAUAAAUUUCUCAAUAGUUGGCAUCCUUUGAUGAAUUCCAAAGUAAUACCUUAAGCAACUGAUAGGGUAGAAUCAUCUCUCACAGUUACAUGUGCAGACAUCUGCUGCAUUUUCUGUACCAGUUACAGCAGAACAUUAUGUUUUUUGGCAUGAAUUUAUUCAUUUGUUUGUUUAACAAAAUCUAUAUACCACCUGAUUGUAAGAAAACCUAAGUGGUUUCUAGCAUUUUAUUAUGCUAAAAAGGAUAAAUAUUCUAAGAAUUUGAUUCUUUACAUAGCAGUCUGGAUCCCUCAUAUUCACUUUUUCAAGGAACAAACAACUUUUUAUUGUCUAGAUUUCUGUCCUGCCUCGUUCCUGAACUUACAAAGUAGCUAACACUAGUAAAAAGGAAAAAGAAAUAAAAAUAAAAAGCAAAUAAAACAAACAUAUAGAUUAGCCAAGAAGAUUAAGUUGAAAGGACAGAAAGAACCGAAAUCAUAACUAAACUAAAUGCCAUUAAAAUAGGAUAGGCCUUGCCAGGUGCCUAAAAGAUAGGUAAUAAGAUGCUUGGCAAACAUUAUUUAGGAGGGAGUUCCAUAAUUUAGGAGGCACCACAGAAAAGGCUGUUUUCUGGUGGUUACCCACAAACCUUAGAUAGUGAAAACAGUCUAAGAACAGCUUCCAGCGAAGGCCUUGUCCUGACAAAAAUGUAGGUUGCUCUGGAAGAAUCACUUAAUCACAUUCUUGUCUAUUGGAAUAAGUAUGACUACUCUGGCUCAUUUGGUGUGUAGGUUGCAAUCUGAAACUGCAAACACCUACAUAGGGUGUUAGGCCACACUGAUUUGAUUGACGAUAAUAAUUUUAUUAUUUAUAUGCUGCCCAUCUGACUGGGUUGCCCCAGCCAUUCUGGGUGGCUCCCAACUAAGAUUUAAAAACACAACAAAACACGAAACAUUUAAAAACUUCCCUAUACAGGGCUGCCUUCAGAUGUCUUCUAAAAGUCAGAUAGUUGUUUAUUUCCUUGACAUCUGAUGGGAGGCAAUUCCUGCCUGGUUCCCUGUAACUUCACUUCUCAUAGUGAGGGAACCUGGAGACCCGAGGUUCUACUCCCUUGGUUUAGUUCCUCCUAUUAUUUUGAAUGUGUCUUUAUUUUAUUAUUAUUUAUGUGGAAUACAUUUUAAUUCAUACUCUUCUCUGAGAUCCUUUGGAAUGAAGGGCAGGCUGAAAAUAAUAUAAAUAUACAUACAGUGCUUGGCUUUUAAACUUCACCAUUUUAAACAGGACAGUAAAGAAAUAUCAUAAAACAGAUUAGCUCAGUAUAGUGCUACAAAGCACCUUAAGAAAAUAGGAUUGAUGCACACAAUUUAAAAAAUCCUCAAUGUACUGUACAUUAGCUAUACUAAAAGUAUGGUGCCCACCUAAUUAUGAAGAAGCAAACUAUACAGUGAGCAAACUGUUCAAAGGUUACAAGAAAGCUUGACGGUUGGAUGAUUUUCACAGAAUUCCACUCUGCUAUGUUCACCAGUGAUGUUUUAUAUCUCAUGAUUCUUAAUAAUAAUUAUAAUCAUUAUUUAUUAUUUAUACUCCGCCCAUCCGACUGGGUUUCCCCAGCCACUCUGGGUGGCUCCCAACAGAUUAAAAACAGAAUAAAACAUCAAAUAUUAAAAACUUUUCUAAAUCCUUUUUGCUUUGGUUAAAGGCCACGGCACUUACCUUACUGUAUUUUGUUUACUUCAGUUAAGAACUUGGAAAGUGGCAGAUCUGUACCAGGAGUAAAGAUGUUCUUUGGCCAUGAAAUUGUCAAUGGUGAGAAUAUAUAUCUUUAGUUAUACUCAGAAAUUCUUGGUUGGGUUUAAUGCCAUCUGACAGUUCUUUUUGUCCCACCCCUUUUCAAAUGAGGUUCCCUACUCAAGGAUGCAUAUGCAUGAGCGUAGCCAGGAUUUUUGUUGGGGGGGAGGAACAUGACUUUUGUGGGGAGGGCAAAAUCAAUGUGAUUGGUCAGUUGGUUAAGUAUUUCUAUUGUUUUACUUGAUCUGCCCCCCCUUGACUAUCCCCAUGUGCCUACAUCCAGUUCAGUGAAACUGACAAAUAUAUGUGCAAUUUUAUUACAGUGAGUAAUACCACAGGAUUCAUAAAAUGCUAUGGAAAAGCUGUAAUAAAGAUCUGUUGGUCACAUUUCAACACAUUACACAAGUUAUUUCCAACAUUUUACAAAAAUGCAUGUUCCAUGAAAAGCUGCAAGUCAAGUACCCAUUAAUAUUGUCUUUGCAUAUCCUUAAAGCCAAUACAUGCUCACGUAUGAUCUGAAGCUUUGAUGGCAGUACAGUAGAUAGUGGAAUGAUUUAAGCAUUAAAUAAUGAAUAUUUCAUGUUUGUGAUCAUUAUAAUUAGAAUCAUCAGCAUCAGUAUAUUUGUAUGUCUCUUUGCUAUGGUAGAACGGCAGCUCAUAACAUACAGAAUAAAAUAUAACAACAUUUCAAGAUAAUGCAUUAACACUUACAAAACACAACACAGUUUAAGCAAAAAGCCACAGUACUAUUAAUAGGGCAAACAAACAUAUCACGUUAAUAAACACUGAAACAAUGCCUAACAAUAAAAUACAAAGCAUCCAAACAGCAGCAAAAACAAUGCCCCCUGCAGGAAGAGUGGGGAAAGCAAGUGAAAAAACUCUUCCUUGUUGGUUCCAGCAGACUCUCCUCUGUAGCAAUGAAUUGGUGGCUGCUAAGGUAUUAAGUUGUAAAUUAGGAAAUAGCUUGCUCAGAGCUUGCCUCUUCCAAACUUCUCUCAAUCUUAGGCUACAAACCUCUCCCAUUGGAGUAAGCCCCCUUGAACAGAAUAGGAUUUACUUUUGGGUAAACUGGAUUAUACAGUAAGUCUUCUGUUUGCAAUAUGGUUAUAAUAAUAAUAAUAACUUAGCCUACACAGUUAUUGAUAGAUUACAGGCAAAGCUCAAUAAAAGCAUUUAGUAAAAGCUCUGAGAACUAUAUGGAGGAAGGGUUGACAUGAAAGCAUUUGAAGGUCAUAUUGUAAGCCUGUAGAACAGACAUUUUCAGAAGCUUUUGCCCUGCUCUCUCUGAAAUGUACACCUUUUAAGUCUUACCUCAAAGCCUGUGUUUUAAAAGGACACUUUUAUUCCUGUGGAGGCAUCACACACCCGUUACCCUUGCAACCUUUCCCGCCCUUGUCUGCUGCUGAAUGUCUCGCCUUUUGUCAUGGGAAUGAUUCUGCUCUAUUUAUUAAUGGCUGCACUCAGCCUGCCUUACCAGGUCGGUCUGGCCCUCUUAGCAUAGGCAAGUCUAGGAAUUUCCAUGUUUGGCACAGUUUAGUCAAACCUUCAUUAAUUCUAACUUUUGCUAAUUCUGCCAAAAUCUAAAAUGUAUGCAUGGAAGUUGCAAUUGUCAUUUAGGGACAUAAUAGAAAUCCUUCAUAACAUUUUCAAACUUGCCCUUCAUUGGUAAGAUUCAAACCAAAUUUGGGGUAUGGGAGGAAAACCUACGUAGGGUUGUAUCAAAUGAAUGGGCCGCCCAGCAGAGUCUUAGGGGCUGCAUAUUCUGCAGCCUUUCUCAAUUCAGUGAGCCCUGUUUCCAUUCUCUCCCCCUGGCCCCUUCCCUGUUUCAUUCUCAAAUCCUUGUGCACUUCCCAUUCUACCUUCUCAAGGACCUUGUUUUCAGAUCCUGAAUAGGCAGCCUGUUGUGGAGAGCAUAAUAGUACUGUAAUACUAGCUGCUUUUGUCAAUAGAGCCAAAGCGGUUUUUGGAGAGAUUCUGUAGAAUAGGCUAGUGUAACUUCUAUCCUAUUUCCUAUUUCCAUGACAUGUUUGCAUUUAAUUUAACCCUCUUAAGAGUCAUGCUAUGCUUAUUGCCCUGUAGAAUGAGUGCCUCUUUUCUGAUCCUGGUAGCUUCCUUUCUUCUUGGGAGUCAUGAUUGCAUUCUUCAUUUGCCAGUAGAGUUUUUGGCCUAUCUUCAACUUUCUAGGUAUUGUGUAGUUCCUCAUUGAAGGCAAAAUCUGUAAUUGGAGCUGUAUAUUCAUGUUUCAGUGGAAUUAAUUGAUGACUCGGAACAACACACUGCAGAAGGAAAGACAACUCCUAUCAGGUACGUAUGAAGAGUUUUAUCAUCAAAGAUCACUGGUGAACUUGGAUAUUAGGAUACGUUAGGUGGAAAAUCUUAUAUGUAUACUGAUUCAGCAAACUAAAGCAGUCCAGAAGCCUACUACUUGCAAGAUGGCUGUAAUCUAUUGUCCCAUAACCUUUUACAGGAUAGCCAGUGAACUUUGCACGUUGCCUCUGUAGUUCUUAAUUUAAAAUAACCUCUGUUUCUGGGUCCAGCUUCUCAUUAUUACCCUUCCUCCACAACUGAAGCAAUAUUUUGUGUUGGGGGCGGGGUGAGGAGUGGCAUGGUCCUAUGUUAUGUAAUUUGAAAAAAAUUGAGCUAAAUUUCAGGGAAUCUCCAUUCAGAGGUAAACAAACGUUACUUCCGGAAACCACUACAAGCAAUUCCAGUUAGGAUUGUGAUCUUAACUCUAAUUCUCCUUGCUUGCAUUCUACUAUUUUUCUGCUGAGGAUCUUCCCUUCCUUGCUUCUAGGGUAACCCAGAAUAACCUCUCCUGACCUGAAGCCCAUGGGUGUAGGCAGUUGCCCCCCCAUCAAGUAAAUAAAUAACAAUUAUUAACUAAAAGUAGAAUUUGAUAGAUUUUUCUGAGCACUUUUCAAAAGCAAGUAAUUUAAAACGACUGUUGUUGAGACAUUUCAUUCCAAAUUUGCUAGACAGAGCCAGAUAGAGGAUGAUGACAGGUGGGUACAUUGCCCCCCCACUAACACAAAUCCUGGCGAUGCCCAUCCUGAAGCCCCAUUGCCUAAAUCAAUUGCCAGUUCUUUUGCAAGAUGUGAAUGUUUGCAUAGGAAGUCCUUGCUUCAUGUAGAAUAAAAUGCCAAGAGUUUUUAAUGUUUACAUUAGUUAAAAUGCACCCUUAAUAAUGUGUUGCACAGGGAAGCUCUAUCUACCCAAGUGUCUGCAGUGGACAAAGGAGAACCACGGAAGCAGAACACACAGAAUCCUGAUUCUCUUUCUCAGGACACUCAUCAGCUCAACCUGGGUAACUUCAGGUACAACUUUUCAGGUAUCUACCAGAAAUUCAGCCUAAUAUCCAAGCAGCAAGUCAUAAUUCCAUAAUUUUUAUGUCAUCAACUUGGGGCUCUAUUUGUUUGUUUAUAGGCUCCCCACACUUCACAUUAAGGUCCCAGGGCAGAUUACAGCAGUAAAAACAACUUUCAACUAUAAAAACAGAAAAUACCCUCUUCCAGGCAUACCUCUACCCAUAGCCUGUCUGCUUGCCCAGGCACUUUUUCAACCAUUAACAUAGCCUAAGCCGUGUGGAAGGUUGAUCAGCCCUUGAGUGUAUUCAGUAAGCAAUUCAGCCCAGAAAUCCAGUUCAGUAGUUUAUUUACAGCUGUAGAUAAGAUAAUGGGCAAAAUGGAGUAUUUGUGGUUAGUGCUGCAAUUGAUUGGGUGGAAGAGAAUUCCUAGGACUCUAGAUUCAACUGGAAAAUGUGUGGAAUGUAAAAAUAAUAUGGUCGCUGUAAUACAGAAAGCCUUAGCUUUUAUUUCCUAGCCUUCAAAUGCUUAAUUUGGAAACUGUAUCACUUUAUAUCGUUCUAUUCAUGUCAUGGAGCAGUAAGAAAAAAGGCCUUUUAAUUACAGUUGUUUCUUGACAAAAGAGGAUCCAGAAACAACCUGCUUUUUAAGAGAUUUAUGUGUAACUUGCUGUUAACAAGCAUUAUAACCAAAUGUUUUGAAGAAAGGGUUACUGAGUUAAUCAAUUUAUUUUAUCUGUUUUCUAAGUAUUGUUUCAUGUCUCAUCACAGCUUACCUUUUUUGUAAAGGAGAAAGCAUAGUGUAUUUUUGAAUACAUAUUUUACAAACAUAUACUGUGAGCAUAGGCAAGAGAAAAUGUUUAGUAUGGUAUCUUUUUAACUGCAGAUCAAGACAAAGGGGAGGACAUAGAAUAUGUUGUUGUUGAUCAAUUUCAGAAGCAAUUUGGUUCUGCAGUGAGUAUAAUAUUGUUACUUUUACUUAAGGGUGUUUGUUUUGGUUGCUGUUCUGGGAAAUUGUAGUUUAGCCAAGGAUUUCUAAUGGAAUACCCAGCACCAAACUACUUUUCCCAAGGUUCAUUGAAAACUCUGACCAAUCACCAAGUGGUAUAAAUCUAAUAUAAAUCUGAAUGUCUAGAAUUCAUCAUUUGUUAAAUUUGUUUCCAAUUUUUCCACUAAAUGAUACAGCAGUGAGCAACAGUAAAAUCCAAAAUAAUAAUCAAAUCAGAAAAGAGGUAUGUAAAACAUAAAUCAAUAAGAACAACAGCCAGUUGAACAAAUUGCAAUAUUUACAGUGAUUAGCUCAGUUUGUUAGAACACGGUGCUGAUAAUGCCAAAGUUGCAGGUUUGAUCCCCAUAAGAGACAGCUGCAUAAUCAUGCAUUUCAGGGGGUUGGACUAGAUGAUUCUCAAGGUCACUUCCAACUCUACGAUUCUAUGAGAAAGUCAGAUUGUGCUUGAAUAAAAGCAUCUUUGCCUGUCUGGCCAGAAGAAGGUAAUCCAAGAAGAUCCUCAGAGAUUCUUCUCUGAUAAGGAGUUUCAGAAUUUCUCUCCUUUCUUGAUCUUCUACAUGCUUCAGAGGUUGAGAGGAAAAAGGGGAGCCUCUCCUGAGAAUCUUGAAACACAGGUGUAAUGGUUCUAGGGGUUGCUCGUGCGUAAAUCGGCGCCACACCUGGCUGGGUUGCCUGAGUGAACCCUUUCUGUCCGGACAGCCACUCGCCCGUGGCUGUCUCAAUCGCUGGCAGAAUCCGUCAGUGGGCGUUUCUUGAACUUCUUCCAGCAAAGAAGUUCUUUGACGCCUAGUCUCCGCCUACUCUCCCUGCGCGGAAGCCUUCUGCGCAGGGAGGGUGUGGGCAGCGGAGGACCCGUGCUCUCCCCGCUGGUCCCCAGCGAGGAGUUAUGGAGCCACCUCGCCGAUUCCCCCAUCUGCCCCCCUUCUCCACUGGUGCUACGCUGAUUUCCUUCCCCAGAAGAUGUGCUGCUUCUCUCCCUCCCGGGACGCUCUCCGGAAUCCCUCUGGAGCCCUCCCUCUCCCCCUGGCUCCGAUGGCAGUUCCCUGACAACAGGCAAGCUCAUAUGAUGGAAUGCAGUAUUUCUGAUAAUCAGACCCAAAGUUGUGUUGGACUUUGUAUGUUAUAACCAACACUGAAUUAAUGCCUGGAAAUUUCACCAGUAGCCAUUGAAAUUAUUGCAACAGGCUUCUUGUAACUUGUCCUGGUCAAUGGUAUGGCUAUAGUGUUCUGAUGUAUGCCUUGAAUGACCAUGAAUAAACGACUGGAAAAUCUGGCCAUAAAUCAAAAGUACAACUGUUAAUCACUUGUUCAGGCUUGUUGUUGGUGGCUCUUGCAGGAGAGUGUGUGUGUGUGUGUGUGUGAGAGAGAGAGAGAGAGAGAGAGGUGUUAAAAAUCUAAAAUUUUAUUACCAAUUCUAAAUUGAGUUUAAUAAUUUUUAGUGGAUUACUUUAAUUGUAUAAUUUGCCCAUAGAUGAAAGAACAGCAUCUUAACAUACCACCUUGAGGUAAUCACAAUACAAAGGGUAUAUUGUUACAUGAGAAAAUAACAUAGUAAACACCAUCUAGGUGGGAAACUUUUGUUAGGCUGUAGAAUGUCUUACACCUAAAACUUCGUAUUUAAUGACACUGUCUGAAUAAACACUAGUAAUGCUCAAGGAAUGGAAACCCUGGGUUAUUUUUAUCUUUACACUUUGCUGAUUAUCCCUUGUUUCUCACUACCUCCGAUGUAUGCUGGGUGUGAAUUUUUUGUUUGUCACAAAUGAGGCAUCAUGUUCAGUGGCGUAGCGUGGGGGGUGCAGGGGGGGCCGGCCGCACCGGGCGCAACAUCUGGGGGGGCGCUUGCACUCGCAGCUCUCUGCCCCUACCUGGCUCGCUCACUCUCUCUCACUGCAGUGCUGGCUGUGCGAAUCCGAUCCGAGCCGCUGGGUCGCCGCCCACUGUGGAGGGGGUGGGUGCCAGGCAUGCGGUGCGGAGAGAGAGCGAGGGACUAUCUGGGGGAGGGACAGUGCAGCGGCCGCCCAGCGCAGCGCUGAGCGUGGGAGAGAACCACACCAGGCCAGACCAGGCAGCAGCAAGAAGAAGCUGGCAGCGGCAGCAGGUUAGGGGGCGCAAAUUACUUGCCUUGCCCCGGGUUAGGGGGCGCAAAUUACUUGCCUUGCCCUGGGUUAGGGGGCGCAAAUUACUUGCCUUGCCCCGGGUGCUGACAACCCACGCUACGCCGCUGAUCAUGUUUUCUGACCUGUCUUCUUCACUCUCCUUUACCUAGUAGUUUUUCCCCUUCUCACUAGAUGGUGCACAUCAAAAAGCAGAAUGUUUGUAGUGUAGCAGCAGAGGGUGUCAAUUUGUGUCGCCAUGGAAAACUCUCUUGGUUACAGGUAAGAAGGAAUAUUUUAUAAGCACUUAACAUUGCUAUUUGGAACCUUUGGGCUGAAACUUUUGAUUUUGUGUUUCUUAAUCAGUGGUCUUCUUAUAACCAAGAGAUACCUAACAGGAACAAAGAAUAUGCUGUAUCUGGGGUCUUCAGUAUAACUCCCCUUUUCCUUUAUUGUGUUGUUAUGUAGCCCUUUGUUAACAUACACAAAUAUAUUCCUGGGGCCCUCUAGAGUCCUUUGGGACCUUCUAAGCCAUGGGUAGGCAAACUAAGGCCCAAUCGCCUUCUAAAUCCGGCCCGCGGACGGUUCAGGAAUCAGCGUGUUUUUACAUGAGUGGAAUGUGCCCUUUUAUUUAAAAUGCAUCUCUGGGUUAUUUGUGGGGCAUAGGAAUUCGUUCAUUUUUUCCCCUUCCAAAAUAUAGUCUGCCCUCCCACAAGGUCUGAGGGACAGUGGACCAGCCCCCUGCUGAAAAAGUUUGCUGACCCCUGUUCUAAGUGGUUCAGAAGAACAAACCCUCUAAGUAGAUUUGCUUCCCCUACCGCUUGAAGGCAGGAAUGCAUUCUGGAAGGAUUUUGGCUUUCUUCCUUUGAAGCGCCAGUUCUGUUCUUGCCUUCACUCAGAGCACAUCAUAUGUAUUCUAUUUGUCUUCUCUUUCGUCUCAGGUGUGUGUGUUUGUUUGUGUUUGUGUGUGUGUGAUUCUGUUAGGACAAUAAGAUUCAUAUUAUGAAAAUAUUUCAUAAAUAUUUAUUAAUAUUUAAGUAAAACAGGUACGUAUAAUUUUUGUUUCUGUCCUGUAUAUUUAUUAUAGAUUGCAACAAAGAGCAAGGUUUUCUUGUUUGACGUUUUCCUUCUGGGAGCUCGAGUGUUCAAGAAUGGACUCCAAAUGAUACUGGAAGAUCAGAACAUUUUGAAAGUAAGUAUUUGUCUAGCACAGGGCAUCUGAGAACCUAUGUAGAGAAAAUGUGAAAUAACGUAGACAUGGCAACAUCAAAUUGCAUUUAUUUAUAUAUUACUUUUAUCUCACCGACUACUACAGUACCUCUUCCUUGUUUUCUUUAGGUUAUCCAUGACUGCCGGUGGCUUUCAGAUUGUCUUUCUCACCAGUAUGGAGUUAUGCUCUCCAAUGUCUUUGAUACACAGGUAGCUUGUUAGUUACUUGUUCUCUAACUAGAUUUUUCAACACACUUCUCAGUGCUGUGUAUCUAUUGUUUGUUUUCAUUACUUGUUAUUACAUUUUAUAUCUCACCUUUCCUCCAAGGAGCUAAAGUUGGCAUAUGUGCUUCUUCUCUCCCCCCCCCCCCCCCGCUCCAUUUUAUUCUCCUCUGAGAUGCAAAUUGUUAUAUGAUACUGAGUUUUUAAUUACAUUUUAUUGUUUUAUGGUGUAAAUUGUCAUCUUUCAUAAACAAAUAAGUAUAGCUGCAAUCCUAACCCCACUUACCUAGGAGUAAGCCCCAUUAUAUUCAGUAGGACUUAUUUCUGAGUAGACAUGGUAAACAAAUAAGUGGUUGGGACAGAAGAGCCACGGGUUCGAUUCCCCGCACCUCCAAAUGCAGCUGCUGGGUGACCUUGGGCUAGUCACACCUCUGAAGUCUCUCAGCCCCACUCACCUCACAGAGUGUUUGUUGUGGGGGAGGAAGGGAGGAAAGGAAAGGAGAUUGUUAGCCGCUUUGAGACUCCUUAGGGUAGUGAUAAAGUGGGAUAUCAGAUCCAACUCUUCUUCUUCAUCAUCAUCAUCUUCAAAUUCAUAAAGAAAUACCUUAUUUCAAGGGUGUUUGUCUUCAAUUUCAUGUGUACAAUAUUUCACAGAAUCCAGGGGGAAAAACUGAAUUUGAUAGAUAUCUGAAGUCUGUUUGAUUAAUUAUAUACUUCUAUAUCAUAAGAAAUAUCAAAGCGGUUUACAAUAAUAUAUGUAAUAAAAACAUGUUAAAAAAAAUCAGCAAUCAGUUAGCUAUUAUGGGAAGAUGCUUUCUUAGUUGCCUGCAUAAGCCUGACAGCAAAGAAAAGUUUUCUGCAGGCAUUUAAAGGUUGAAACAAAAGAUCCCUGCUGAAUCUUCGUUGGCAGAGCAUUCCACAGGACUGGGCCAAUGACAUUAAAGGCUCGGGUUCUUGUUCCUGCCAGAUGAACCUCGCCAACAACCCUCCUGGAGAAAGUCUCAGUGACCGAUCUUGAAUAUAAGGGUUUAGGCAGUUGAUGUUCUGUAGAGUUAGUAUGCUGUUAGCCAGUAAAGUGUGGGCAUGACAUACUGAUCCCUCGGCUUCCUUUCAUAGGUUGCUGAUGUCUUGCAGUUCUCAGUGGAAACAGGUGGCUUCCUUCCUCACCGUAUCAGCUCUCUACAAGACUGCUUAAUGCGAUACUUGGGGAUGCCCUACAGACGCAUCCCUUUCAUGGAACAAAGGCAGCGUGUGAUUGAGGUAAGUGGGAUGGAGCCAUCCCAUCCUUUUCUGGAAAAUCUGUUCUGGUGUAGCCAGAAUAUAUGUUAUUAGCUAUGAUUAUGGUCCUUUAGAUGCUACUUUUAUGGCAGUUAUGCAAACCUUGUCAAAGAGAGGGUAUACUCCAUAUUUGUUCAUUAGUUUGGUUGCCGGCACAGGACAAGGUACUGCAAACAGUAGAAUAGUAGAAUCAUAAAAUUGUAGAGUUGGAAGGGUCUCUCAGGGUCAUCUAGUCCAACCCCCUACAGUGCAGGAAUCUCAUCUAAAGUAAACCUGACAAAUGGCCAUCCAACCUCUGCUUAAAAACCUCCAAGGAAGGGAAGUCCACUUUCCGAGGGAGUCCAUUCCACUGUCAGACAGCUCUUACUGUCAGAAAGUUAUUGAUGUUUAGUUGGAGUCUCCUUUCUUGUAACUUCAUAGAAUCACUGGGUCCAGGGGGUAUUCACUGGUGAGUUCUUAAAAUAACGCAAAUGUGAAAUAGUUGUUCUUAUAAAAAGAAAAAGUAACUUGCCCCCAGUAUCAGUACUAGAGGCCUGGAAAAUGGCCAACGAUACAUCUGCUAUUAAAAAGGAAACUGGGAAAUUACAUGCCAGAUAGCUUAACAUCUUUUCCAGGUAAAUUGGUGAAAAGCAUUCCUAAAGAAAAAAGUAACAACUGUAUAAGACUCUUGCUUAAGUAGAAUUAACACAGUUUCUGCAAAAAUAAAUCUUUCUUCUAAGCAAACUUAAAAGCCAUGGAUUAAGAGUUCUCUUAUGGACCCACUAGCUCAGGGGUCAGCAAACUUUUUUAGCAGGGGGCCUGUCCACUGUCCCUCAGACCUUGUGGGGGGCCAGAGUAUAUUCUGAAAAAAAUUAAUGAACGAAUUCCUAUGCCCCACAAAUAACCCAGAGAUGCAUUUUAAAUAAAAGCACACAUUCUACUCAUGUAAAAACCACCAGGCAGGCCCCACAAAUAACCCAGGGAUGCAUUUUAAAUAAAAGAAUACAUUCUACUCAUGUAAAACACGCUGAUUCCCGGACCAUCUGAGGGCCGAAUUUAGAAGGCGAUCCGGAUCCGGCCCUUGGGCCUUAGUUGCCUACCCAUGCACUAGCUGGUUAAAUGACAGGAAGCAGAGAAUACAAAUAAAUUGAUUGUUCUCAUAAUGGAGAGAUGUGAGAAGUGGGGUUCCCAAGGGUCGGUAUUGUGAUCUGUGCAUACUAUCCAACUAAGUCAUACUUGGAGUAGUCAGUGGGUUUAAGCAACUUAAGAUCUCUCUGUUUUUAGGAGGAAUAAAAGCCCAUUUUUCUACAUAGGGCAGGAGAUGGUUCUGAAAACACUUGGAAUGCAAAGGUGUUAUCAAGGAGUCCAGAAGCAAGUAGUUCUCUAUAAACAUGUUCUUGGGAGGAAAAGGGGUACAGGGAAAGCCUAGGGAAAUCUCAGGAGUGGAAGGAAGAUGAAGGUCUAAGAAGCGAAUAUUAUAGAAAGAGUAAACAGGUAAAGGAUAGAAGCAUCGGGGAAACAAGAAACCAAAGUUCACAAAUGGCUAAUAGAGGCUUGGUAUGAAAGAUGCAAGAUUCUAUCGGGUACAGAAUACUAGGUAUUUGUGUGUUCUUACCUGGGAGUUCGUCUUACUGAAUUUAUUAGCGAUUACAUCUGAGUAAACUUGCAUAAUUUGUUUGUUUUUUUAAAAAUCUGAUAUUGCUAAUAUGAAUCAUGUUUGUUUAGCGUGGUUAUAAUACUUAGCAUUUAUAUAGUAUAUAUGACCAAUCCUCAAUAGUGUCUUGGUAAUUCUGUAAAGUAGGCCGGUAUUCUCAUACAGGAGAUGGAGGGCUGCAGCUGAGAGUAAAUUGCUAACCUAAAGUCACGUGGUGAGAUCAUAGGAGAGGCAAAAUUCAGCCCAGUGCUUCCUGAUGCACAGCCAGGCAUGUCCAAAGUCCGUAUUGGCGGCCUAAUCUGGCCCGCUGGUUGGUUUCAUCUGGCCCUUGCGGCAGUUUAUCCCCCCCAAAAAAAGCUCAACAAUUCUGGUUGGCCCUGACACAUGUUCACUUCAUCAAAUCUGGCCCUCUUUAAAAAAAGUUUGGGCACCCCUGAGAAAGUCUAAGCCAAUAAGUUAUACCAGCAAUUGCAUUUUGUUUUGUUUUUUUAAAAUAAUAUUUAUUGCUUUUAUACCUUACAAAAAGAAAAAAGCCAAAGAAAAAACAAUACAAUACUAUAAACAAUACAGAACGCAACAUUAACAUUAACACAUUAAACAAAACAAAAGCAAAAACAAUUCAAAAAACACACAUCAUACCAUCUCAAUAUCCUCUUUCAUUCCCUUGUUUCAUCGACCUCCUCUCACCUCCCUUUUUGUAUUCCAUUUCUAUUAAUUGUUUCAGCAAAUCCUUUCCAUCUUUCUCUAUUUUCUGUCAUGUAAUUAUCUUAACAUAUUUUAACCUUAUUUUCCAUUAAUACUAUAAUACUUAUUUAUACUUAAUUCCUUAAAAUAUUUCUACUAAAGCCGUAUAAUUCCCUUCCAACACAGCAAUUGCAUUUUGAACUCCAGUUUGGGAAGUGUUAGUAUUAUUAUUUUUUUCAUUUUACAUUUGGGGUAUGUAGGAAAACCCCGAGAUAUGGUUUGUGCGACCCCUUCCACCUGCAUUGCUGAAAGUGCUGGCUCUGGAGGCAGCAUACCUCCUCCCUCUCCGCAUGUUGCUACUCGAUGAAAUCAUGUCUGACUUAACAACUUUGGUGGAUGGAUAUCUAAAUGCCUUUCGGGAAGGAUCUGCAGAUCCACUGGGGAGCACAGAGGUAAGUGAAACUUCAAUAACUUUCAACUUCCUUAUUGCUGCCAGUCUUGUUUUUAGAUUUCAGAACUGCACAUUACUGAGGUUUGAUACUUGUUUGUUUGUUUGAAUCCUGUUCUGCUUUCAUUUUCCAGGAGAUUCCAAAGCAAUUCACAUUAUAAAUCACAAAAAAUUAAUUGGAAUUGUUUGUAACACCAUCAUAACUAAAUGCAACAGGAACCAGCGCUAGUCAGAGAACGCCUGAGGGAAGAGUGUUUAGUUCAGGGAUUGGCAAUUUUUGUGUGGCUUGGGCUGCUUCACGGUCCCACAGACGCCACGGUGGGCCAGAGUGUGUGCACGCACGCAUGCGCAAACACUAUUUCUGACGCUCCUUCUGGCACGCAGGUAUACGCAGCUUCCCAUUGGCUGCAGGAGCCAGCCAAUGGGAAGCCGGCCAGCGUUGUGGAAGGUGGUCCCCACUCUGCUCAGCGCCGGUUUAGCGCGGUGCACGGGAGCUGACCGAGUGGGUGGCAGGAGUCCCCAGGCAGGUGGCGGGGGGGCCAUGAGCUGGUUAAACGACCCCCAUGGGCCGCUUGUGGCCCAUGGGCCUUAGGUUUCCGACCCCUGGUUUAGUUGAUGCUAGUGAAACCACCCAUCAUUGGUGCCUGCCUAGCCUCAGUGGGAAGAGCAAUCCAAACCCAGUCAAAUAACCUCAGUGUUGUCUACACUGACUGGCAGUGGUUUUCCAGGCAUUCAAGCAGGAAUCUUUUCUAGCCUUACCUGGAGAUGCCAGGUAUUGAAGAUGUGCCUUUUUGCAUGCAAAGCCAAUGCUCUUACCACUCAGGCACACCUCUUCCAAUACCAGAUCCUUAGUAUUACGUUUGAUUGUCUUAUAUCUCCUGCCAGUCCUCUUCGUAUGAAAAAUGGGUAUUUAAAGGACUUACCUGAGGAAUGUGACCACAAAGAGCCAACACACACACCCUGCCCAGAGGGGAGCGAGCCUUGAAAAAGUUGAGCUGGUUCUCCUCCCAACGUCAGGGGAUCCAGUUCCCUUCAUCACAGUGGGUACCAUGCAAGAGUAAAUAUUACUUGCAAAAAUAAGAGUGAAAUGCUAACACACACACAUCCAAUAGUGUUGGGGUUAGGAGGAUGCAGUGUUUGUGUCAGCUGAGAGGCACAUCAUUGGCGAUGGUAGGGAUUUAUCACAACAGAGGCAUCAGUAAGUGCCUGCCAGUGUUAGGCAGCAGAUAGCCAUUUAAAUGGGUUGCUUCAGGGUGGGGAUUUUCAGGCCCCUCAUUGGCAGGGAUCUAACACAGCUGGAGUAGAAUGUAUUGAGCCUUUCAGUGUUUUAGCUCCAUCUGUAGAUUUAACUAUUCUUGAAACAGUAGUAAAAAGUAUAUUACAGUUCUGAUCUACAUGCAUAUGAUUUUUAAUUAGAUAUCCUGUAUGGAGCUACCACAAGAGCUUAGACAACUGGCAGAUUUUUACAAGGAACGAAGAAAGAGGGCAAUGCAGAACUUCCAGCUGAAUGAGGAAGGUCUCCUCAUCAGAAAGCAAUUAGAAACUAUGGGAAGAAGGGUAGCAAAGGUGAAAGAAAACCAGAGAGAGAGUACUGGCUUAAUUCUUUCUAGUAGGGCAGUAUCCCCUAAAACUACCAGUCCUCUCCACCUCUUGGGUCAAGAUGAUCAGGACAACUCUGAAAAAGAAGACUGGCAGGCAAAUCAUUGUAAUAAUCAAUGGGCAACAGUUGGUGCGAGUAAUGUUGAAUCUGAAGCAGAAGCAAGAAGUCCCAUUUGCUGUAAAUCAGUACUGGGGGCAUCUGAGGUGAAAGGAAGAAAACCAUCUCCAGCGUUCAAACCGCAAACAAAGGUAGAUUUGACUUUAGAAGAGGAAAUAAAGGAAUUGUUGACAGAAGGCAAGAAUGAAGACAACAAAUCUGUUUCUGCCCUUUCACCUCCAAAAGCAAACAAUUCUAGGAUCCCAUUUCAAGCUGUAAAGCAAUCUAGCCAAACUCUGUCUAAUGCUGCCAUGAGUAGAAAUCCCUCUUCUCAAACAACUCGUGAUUACUGUCUCCAGGUUCCCACAAGACAGAAGAAUAGGGGGAAGUGAUUUGGCGGUUCACUUUGUCUUGCCUUGGGGCUGCCAGCCCCAAGCCCUGGAGGCAAGGAGCAGAAAUUGUUUCCUUUUCAAAUUCAUUAUUGGAAGACUUCCAUUAAUGGAGCAAAUUCUGGAGGCAGCUGGACACAAUACCCUUCAUGUUGUAUGGCAGUUUCCUGCUCCUAUAAACAAAAUUGAUGUUACUGGUGUUAAUUCUACCACUGUAGUCUUGAGUCCAGUAUUUUUUCCAGAUAUUCCAAAGAACCAUUGAUUUUCAUUCUAUUUGAAUGCUCCAAUUAUCCAACUAAACCUUAAGUUCAUGUAUGUGCUUCCUGUAUUGUUAACUUCAUGACAAAGGGGGAAGGAGUCCCCAACCCUUUCAUGAUGAUUUCAAAAAAACCACACCCAACAACAUAGAAACACAAAUCAUCUGCAGAAUUGUUAGCUGUUCCCCACUGCUCUCCAAUACAGUAUUUGCAGUAAUAUCUUUGGAACAGGUUUUCCAUUCUGGAUCGCAAAAUUCUCCCUGGAGCAAUAUAGAAAGUUAUUUAUUGCACCAGGUACCCAUAAAUAAUAGCAUUAUUUGUACAACAUAGUCUACAAAGGGAACAGCAAACAUUUUUAAGCAGCUCAAUCCUACCCAUGCUUACUCUGAAGUUCAAUUAUCAAUUGGACACGUGAUGCAGUACUGUAUAACUGUGUUCUAGGUUUCAAAAGGUUGUUGUUGUUGUUCAGUCGUUUAGUUGUGUCCGACUCUUCGUGACCCCAUGGACCAGAGCACGUCAGGCACUCCUGUCUUCCACUGCUUCCACAGUUUGGUCAAACUCAUGCUGGUAGCUUUGAGAACACUGUCCAACCAUCUCGUCCUGUCGUCCCCUUCAUCUUUCCCAACAUCAGGGUCUUUUCCAGGGAGUCUUCUCUUCUCAUGAGGUGGCCAAAGUAUUGGAGCCUCAGCUUCACGAUCUGUCCUUCCAGUGAGCACUCAUCACGAUCUGUCCUGGCUUCCUUUUUUUGUGGGGAAAACAAUUACAUGGUAAAAGGCCUUUAGUUGGGCAGCAUUACAGCAGCAGAACUGCAAGGAAAGGAUCCUAAGCAUGCUUAUUUAAAAAUAGGUAUGAGUUGUUCAUUUUCAAAAUAAAAGGGCAAAGCUGUAUAUUGUUUGUUGGAAUUUGAACAGAUGUUUCUUAAAAUGCAAGUGUGUACAUUUCAGAUAUAAACCUAAUAUGCUGGGUUUUUUGGUAGAUGGUUUUCCCAAGAAAACUCUUCACAAGGCAGUUGGAAUGUUUUUCUCUAAAAUAAAAGUCGUGUUUCUUCUUUGUGGUCUUUUUGCAUUCACGUAUAUAGGUCCUGUAUCUGCACAGAGCAACAUCUUUUAGAGCUUCAAAAUGGAAUCCAGCAAUCAUCCUUCAAACAGGUGGCCCCUGCACUGUACACAGGCCUUGAGGAAUAGGCAACCAACUUAGCACCACCCCAUUCACUUUCGUGCAC
Messenger RNA from Podarcis lilfordi (Lilford's wall lizard), 24887 nucleotides. The record is from the annotation of a GenBank genome assembly. NCBI's taxonomy places the organism in Eukaryota, Metazoa, Chordata, Lepidosauria, Squamata, Lacertidae.